This is a messenger RNA of Iphiclides podalirius (scarce swallowtail), 2751 nucleotides long. The record is from the annotation of a GenBank genome assembly. Lineage: Eukaryota; Metazoa; Arthropoda; Insecta; Lepidoptera; Papilionidae.
AUGGGAGUUCCAAAGUUCUUCAGGUAUACCAGCGAAAGGUAUCCUUGCCUUAAUGAACUGGUGAAACAAUAUCAGAUACCUGAUUUUGACAAUAUGUAUCUUGAUAUGAAUGGUAUUAUACAUAAUUGUUCGCAUCCUGAUGAUUCAAAUCCACAUUUCCGUAUUACAGAAGAGAAAAUAUUUCAAGAUAUUUUCCAUUACCUUAGUAUGUUAUUUCAAAUUAUUAAGCCUAAGAAAUUGUUUUUCAUGGCUAUUGACGGUGUUGCUCCCAGAGCAAAGAUGAAUCAACAAAGAGGUAGAAGAUUCAGAGCUGCAAGAGAAGCAGAAAAAUUGGAAGAACAGGCAAAAGAGAAAGGUGAAAUUCUACCGGCGGAGAAGCGCUUUGAUAGUAAUUGUAUUACACCUGGAACGGUGUUUAUGGCGCGUUUGCAUGAGCAAUUAAGAUACUUUGUUAAACAGAAGAUGUCCACGGAUCCACUAUGGGCAAAAGUUAAAGUCAUUUUGUCAGGACAUGAGACUCCUGGAGAAGGAGAGCAUAAGAUAAUGGACUACAUUCGUUGGGCGCGUUCGCAACCGGACUAUGAUCCUAAUACAAGACAUUGCUUAUAUGGCUUGGACGCUGAUCUCAUAAUGUUAGGCAUGUGCACACAUGAGCCGCAUUUUGCACUUUUGAGAGAAGAGGUUAAAUUCGGCAAAACAACACAACGUGCAACCAGCCCAGAAGAAACCAACUUUUACCUACUUCAUUUAUCUCUACUUCGGGAAUAUUUAACCCAAGAAUUUAUAGAGAUUAAAGAGAAAUUGCCGUUUGAGUAUGAUAUAGAGAAAAUAGUAGAUGAUUGGGUGUUGAUGGGGUUUUUAGUGGGAAAUGACUUUAUACCCAAUUUACCCAAUAUGCAUAUAAGCAAUGAUGCUUUACCACUUCUAUAUAAAACAUAUAUGACUGUGUUACCAACAUUAGACGGUUAUAUUAAUGAAGCAGGAGAUCUGAACCUGAUUCGGUUCGAGACAUUUAUGCAGGAGCUGUCUAAAAUAGAUAAAGAGAAGUUUCAAGAUACCUAUACAGACUUGAAAUAUUUCGAAGCCAAAACAGGAAGAAGGCCUAACGCAAUGGAACGCAAAGAGUACAAACCUAACAAUGAUGAGACAUUUAAUGUGAAUGUAGAAGACAUCAAGGGAAUCAGGCCUGAUGAUGAACUGCAGGCGCUUAUUAACGCCACAGAGGAAAUGUACAUCGACGACUUGGACGAUAAUGAUGAGGAAUAUGAAGAAACCAGUGAUGAGGAAGCCAAUAUAGAAAUGGAGUUUAUUUUACAUAAAAAAGAUUACUACAUGAACAAAUUGGACUACUCCAAAGUGACAGACGAGGUGUUAGCGGACCAGGCAGAGGGCUACGUCCGAGCCAUUCAGUGGAACCUGUGGUACUACUACAAGGGAUGCCCCUCUUGGUGCUGGUACUACCCCCACCACUACGCGCCGUACAUCUCCGAUAUCAAAGGCUUCAAGGACCUGAAGAUCGAGUUCGAGCUCGGCGAGCCCUUCAAACCGUUUGAACAGCUUCUGGCCGUGCUGCCUGCCGCCAGCAAGCAGCUACUGCCUACCCCGUUCCACGAUCUGAUGACGGAUGAAGACUCGCCCAUUGUGCACUACUAUCCAGUACACUUUGAGACCGAUCUCAACGGGAAACGUAACGACUGGGAAGCUGUAGUGCUCAUACCAUUCAUAGACGAGGCAAAUCUCCUGUCAGCGAUGGCACCUUGUUAUCAACGUUUGACCGAGGAGGAGCUCAAACGGAACAGUCACGGCCCCAUGCUUGUAUAUAACUGGACUUCUGCUAUCUUAGGAACCUCCACAGCGCCUGCUUACUUCCCAGCGAUCAUGGAGAACCACGCGGCGGAGCUGAAAGUAUGGAGGACGGAGCUGGAUGUGCCGGAGCACCAGCUCAAGAGGGGGAUGCUACCGAAUGCCAACAAGGACCUGCUCUACCCCGGCUUCCCGACCAUGCGCCACCUCAAGUAUCGGACGAAAUUGUCCAAGCGUCAAGUGAAAGUGUUCGACCAGCCGUCGCGCAACGAGAACAUGAUCGUCAUUUGGGUCGGGUGGCCCCACCUCACCAGGGCCAAAGUGAUGUCAGUGUCGAACGAGAAAAUACGCCUGCAUCACAUUGAUCAACAGAACAACAAUGUUGACGGCCAACCCAGCUUCUCUACGGAGGAAAAUUUCGGCAACUUACACAAGCAGUGGAUCGCCGAACGUUCCACAGUUAUCGAGCACAACAUGAACCGGCUGGGCAUUGAAUUGGGAACUGUGAAUAUACUAAUUCAUGCAGCAAAUCUUAAAGGGUACAAGUACGUGAUCCAGGAGAACUGCCGCAUGGUGCAGGAGCCGCAGUGGUGCUCGGUGCCGUGCGGGUACGCGCUGCAGGCGGCGGUGUGGGGCGCCGCCGCCGCCUCGGCGCCCGCCCCGCCCGCCGCCUUCCGCACGCCGCGCGAGGCCUACCCGCCCGGCGACCGCGUCUUCCUGCUCACGCACGGCCAGUACUACGGCUGCCUCGCCACGUAUGAGAUCUACCAACCCGGCGACCGCGUCUUCCUGCUCACGCACGGCCAGUACUACGGCUGCCUCGCCACGUAUGAGAUCUACCAACCCGGCGACCGCGUCUUCCUGCUCACGCACGGCCAGUACUACGGCUGCCUCGCCACGGUACGUUGUAACCCGCACGGCCCGUUCCCCUCACUCCUCCAAUCAGUA